AUGGCGGCUUCACCUGUACCCCCAAUGUAUCCCCUCUUCGUCCGCAACACAAAACCCAGACUAAAAUUUACCGACGAAGAGAAAUCUGCGAUGCUGGCAAAAAACAACACUUACCUGCUGCCGCACUAUCACAAGCAGAGAACAAAAUUAAUUGCCUGGGUGGUCUCCAAUCAUUCGCCACGAAACAACAGAAAGGAGUAUGCAGAGGCGAUUGCAAAAUUUGUUCCGGUUGACGUAUACGGCAAGAAUGGAAAGCAAUUUCCACCUGGUCGGGAUGCAUUUAAAUGGCUCUCCGAGAAUUACAAAUUCUAUUUGGCUUUCGAGAAUUCCAAUUGCAGAAAUUACAUAACGGAGAAAGCCACAAUCAAUGCCUUCAAGUGCGUCCAUCUCCAUCUCCAGGAGCGGGCCGGUCUGAGUGAAAUUCUGAGGUCACACAUUUUCAGCAUGGUUCCGAUUGUCCUCGGAGCUUACAAGGAAGACUACGAUGAUGCUCUUCCACCUCACUCCUACAUCAACGUGGAUGACUUCAAGUCCAUUCGCGAGUUGGUCAGGUAUCUGCUCUACUUGGACAGAAACGACACCGCAUAUGCCGAGUACUUUGCCUGGAAGGAACAUGGACAAAUCCUCGUACGAUUUGCCGUUAUAUAG
Mesocestoides corti is the source of this 648-nucleotide messenger RNA. The record is from the annotation of a GenBank genome assembly. NCBI's taxonomy places the organism in Eukaryota, Metazoa, Platyhelminthes, Cestoda, Cyclophyllidea, Mesocestoididae.